Molecule: messenger RNA, 741 nt
Organism: Prunus armeniaca (apricot)
Lineage: Eukaryota; Viridiplantae; Streptophyta; Magnoliopsida; Rosales; Rosaceae
Source: the annotation of a GenBank genome assembly
AUGGCGAAGACUUGGUCUGGAAGAAGGUGUGAGAGUAUCUGCAAUGGUAGGUUUAAUAAUCUCACAUCAUCUGGUGAUGGGGAGGAAAAACUUCAUCAAGUACAACUUAGAGCUUGCAAGAAUUGGCUUCCUCCUCGUCCUCGACCACUCUCUCCUGUGAAUCCUGGUGGACAACCAUCUGUGCUAAAGCGUGGACGAUCAUCCGAGCCAAUUCAAAACAAGAAGAGGAGGGUGACGUCGAAUAUUGAUGAUGAAGUUCAUGUUCGUGAUCAUGGUAAAUUUGCUACUAAUAGUACUUGUCUGAAUGUCGUUUCAUCAGUAUCCCAACGUUCUAGCCACUUGACGACGUUGUCGAAAUCGGUACUGCUAGCCGAUGAUCAUUCUCCUUCUCUUGAUCAUCAAGUGCAAGUGCAUGAUGGUAGUGAUCUUGAUCUGUCACCGGCAAGGGCUGUUCGGGUUGCAAUGUUAAAGUCCAGGUUUGCAUCUACCAUCGUCAAGGCACAGCAGGAUAUUGAACAUUCUACUAUUACACAUAAUAAUGUUGAAGCUGAAGCCAAGAUUGCCAAGUUCAGAGCUACUGAGAUUGCCAAAGCUAAUGACUUGAUCAAGAAGCAACGCCAAAGAGAUAGAGAAGCUGCUCGGCUUGCCCUCUCUGAGAUGGAAAAGAAUGUCGUGAUUGAAGACAAUUUCAGAACCAUGAAAGAAUUUCAGAUGUUGAUUUAUGGUGCCACUUUUAACUGA